GUUGGGGAGUUCAUUGACGCUCCCUCGCUAGGGUGUUACCCAGCAAGGCUGGUGAGGAGACCGUAGCUGGAGGAACGGAAACGCCACCCUAGAGGAUAACGUAGCGCGUUUCCUUCCUAUUUCUUUGAUGUUAAGCCUCCCAGCUGGAUCUAGGUUGUUGACUCCAUCGCUUCUUCUGGGUUUUGUCUUGUCGGGGAUGCUGGGUGUGUCAGACAUGACGGGCAGCAAUAUGGCCAAUGCCCUGGCAAACGCCGCGUGUGAACGUUGCAAGAGCGGCUUUGCCCCAGCAGAGAAGAUCGUCAACAGCAACGGCGAGCUGUACCACGAGCAGUGCUUUGUGUGUGCUCAGUGUUUCCAGCAGUUUCCAGAGGGACUCUUCUACGAGUUUGAAGGCAGGAAGUACUGCGAGCAUGACUUCCAAAUGCUCUUUGCACCCUGCUGUCAUCAGUGUGGAGAGUUCAUCAUUGGCCGGGUGAUCAAAGCCAUGAACAACAGCUGGCACCCUGACUGCUUCUGCUGUGACAUCUGCCAGGCUGUGCUUGCUGACGUUGGAUUUGUCAAGAAUGCUGGCCGGCAUUUGUGUCGCCCGUGCCAUAAUCGGGAAAAGGCGCGUGGUUUGGGGAAGUACAUCUGUCAGAAAUGCCAUGCUAUCAUUGAAGAGCAGCCUCUCAUCUUCAAGAACGACCCCUACCACCCAGACCACUUCAACUGCAGCAACUGCGGCAAGGAGUUGAGCGCGGACGCUCGGGAGCUCAAAGGAGAGCUCUACUGCCUCCCGUGUCAUGAUAAAAUGGGCGUGCCAAUCUGUGGAGCCUGCAGGCGGCCAAUCGAAGGACGCGUGGUCAACGCCAUGGGCAAGCAGUGGCAUGUUGAGCAUUUCGUGUGUGCUAAGUGUGAAAAACCCUUCCUGGGUCAUCGCCAUUAUGAGAGGAAAGGUCUGGCAUACUGUGAGACCCACUACAACCAGCUUUUCGGUGAUGUCUGCUACCACUGCAACCGAGUGAUUGAAGGGGAUGUUGUGUCUGCACUGAACAAGGCCUGGUGUGUCAACUGUUUCUCCUGUUCCACCUGUAACACCAAGCUCACGCUGAAAAACAAGUUUGUGGAGUUUGAUAUGAAGCCGGUGUGUAAGAAAUGCUAUGAGAAGUUUCCCCUGGAGCUGAAGAAGAGGCUGAAGAAGCUCGCUGAAACCGUGGGCCGCAAGUAGACCUCCAACACCCGUAGGGGCAACGGAGACAAGUAGCAGGUUCUUUUACGAUGAAGGCUGCGUUCUAGCUUUAAAACACUUUUGCAUUACAGCUUUCAGAGGUUUGCAGUACUGCUGUGUGGUGUUAGAUGGUUCUGUCAGGGACCACUGACUGAAUGGAAACACUUGAUUUGCUUAUUGUUUUCUUGUGGGUUCACUUCAGAGCUGAUUUAGGAAGCGUUCAGCCAUGUGCCUCAGCCCUUUUAUUUAUCGGAUUACUUAAACCAAAAGCAAAGUGUUUUUUAUUUUACUCUAUAGAUACUUAUGGAUACUGUAGCCUGUCUAGAUAUAAUAUGCUUUUAUUUACUAUAUGCAAAAUGAAAAACUGCAUCUAAGGAGUUCAUUGUAAUCGGUGACUUGUCUCCUUUGUAUUUUACAUAUGCAGGUGACGUAUUACUUGUGAUUUAAAGGCCAUUGCGGUCUGAAUGAACCUAGCAGGCAACACUGCAUUUAUUAUAUAGCCUAAAGUGGUUUGCUUUGAUAGAUUUAUUUUAAAACUGUGUUAAAGUGGUCUAUUCAGUGGAUGCCCAGUAUAUUGUGGCAGAAACCAUUCACUCUCUAAUGAAUAGGGAACAGACCUGUGGACAGCUUGCUUAAGCAUGUACCAAGUACUUGGUCAAACGUCUGCCUUUUUACCAUAUCAUCACACUCCUAAUCUUAGUCAGCACCAGUGUGAUUACGCCUUAUUACUGUUAAUGGAAGGGUUUAUUGCAGUGUAGGCCUACUGUGUUGUAGUAGUUGAUGGUUUGGAGAUGCCUAAGCUUGACUGUAAUCACCUCUGUCCUCUUAAUCUUUAACAUUGAAUUUGUUUUUAACCUGUGUAAAGGCUUAUUCUGUUUAUAAUUGUUUCUUUAAAAAGUAAAACAUAUUCCUUAUGCUCUUUUUUUACCAUUAUCGAAUAUGGGGCUUGUUUGUAUACUCACAAGUGUCCCAUUGCUAUUCGAGGAUGUUAUGAAUUUGAGAAGCAUUAUUCUCUUCAUUUGAGGGGAUGAGCAGACCGUUGUUAUUUAGUGCAUCAGUGGUUCGGCAUAGCAGAGAUUUUGGUGUGUUGCUCCUCAUCCACUCGCUGCGUAUUGUGUUCUCCAACUGCUAAGUUCCGGUUUGCUAAACUGUGUGUUUAUGCUGCGGGAUGGGUUUGCUCCGUGUCUGCUGUCGGUUCACUGAUGAGAAAAUGCUCGUCUCUUCUGUCUGUGGCAGUUUGAGUUUCUCGUGUAUCUGUCUAACUUCACCCUGCUCAUGGAGGAUGGGAAGGUGUAGAGGUUGUUGGACUACCACUGGUCAUGUAUGUCUUGGACCAAAAUUGCAGCACAUCAGACAGGACCAGAACUGUUUUUGAGUCUGUUUUGUUUAAUGUGUCUUGUGAUUAUUUUCCCCCUCACUGUUCUGUUUGCAUCAGUUGAUUCCUAGUUCUGGCUAACAUGGCUAAUGAUUGCACACAGAAGACAACAUAAACAAUGUUGAUUUAUGUGUUUGGAUAAUCUAUAACCCAGCCUCAGUCAUUAAAUAUGUGCAUAGAAAUACUCUCUGAGCUUGUUUUGCAUGUUGGCACUGCUUAAUAUCACUGAGAGUCUUAUUUGCUGUGUGAUUUUUACAUCACUGGUGGUUCAAGUAUAUGGAAAUAAAAAUAUGCACUCACUGUU
Molecule: messenger RNA, 2886 nt
Organism: Electrophorus electricus (electric eel)
Lineage: Eukaryota; Metazoa; Chordata; Actinopteri; Gymnotiformes; Gymnotidae
Gene: lims1
Product: LIM and senescent cell antigen-like domains 1
Biological process (GO): positive regulation of integrin-mediated signaling pathway; cell-cell adhesion; cell-cell junction organization
Cellular component (GO): cytoplasm; focal adhesion; cell-cell junction
Source: RefSeq, a predicted model, not a curated record